ACUCCGGUGGUUCGCCGGCAAAAAUCAAUACGACGACGAUAGCACAGGGGUUGGAAGGGUGCGGGUGUCAGUCGUGCUUUGACCACGUCGAAAACAUUGUCAAGAUAAUGGGGAUAAACAAAGUCUGAGGCUAUUUGUCAUAACAAUUCUAUUAAUUGUACGAUAAUUUUGGGGUUGAUUUGUCUCUCGCUGGUGGAUGAUGUCCACUGGAGGUGCGGAAUGCUGAUGUCAGAGUGUCAACAAGUUGUCCGUAUGGCGAUUUAGGAAAGUUCCUGAGGUGUCAUGGAGGACAGUGGAAUCGAUAGUGAUCCGAAACCUGUCAAUCAUGGAGAGGACGAGAGGUUUUUUUUGACCAGUGACAGCAGCAGCAGCAGCAAUCAGCCCCAGCUGUCAAGAUCCUCCACGAAGCAGCUGCAGAAAAAAUUGGAGGCCAGGAUCGAGCAGGCGAAGCGCAUCCAGCGGAGCUUCGACUACAUUAAGCUGUCUAAUACCGAUAAAAGCAUCAUGGUAUCCAGCAAUUCGAGUGGAUUAAUCCCCAUUCAGAGGCUCCCCAUUCCCCACAAGAGCAACGAGCAUCAUCCACUGGUCGAGUACUGGAGGAGCGACAGCGAAAGUGAAGAUGAAACGACAUUAUUUCCAAUUUCACGUGGCAAAGACAGUUCAAAGCACAAACAAGAUCUCACGGAUACGUUUAGUAUCGAGGAGUUGAGUGAGGGUAGUGAGGACUCGCUGAAUCUGGGUCCAACAAAAUCAACUUAUCCCCACACACGUACAUACAGACCAAGUGGCUGUUUCAACUGUCACUGUCACAUACUCUGAGAUGUCAUCGAGGGCAAAUGCUUCACCUUCCGAGGAACAUGAAGAACAAAUACGUUAAAUAGUCUUCAAGAACGUGAAUUCUAUUUUCGUAAUUUGGAUUUUGUGGUGGGAUUUUUGUUGGCUUUCGAGCUUUAAAAUGCGCACAAUUCAAGGCGUUUUUCGUUUAAUGAGGGAUGGGGGGGUCGUUAAUGAGUGCAUCAAAGGGGAGAGAGUAUAUGUACAUGUGUACUUUAUGAAAGUUUAUUAAUCGAGAGGUUUAUGGAGGGAGGAUGUCAAGAAAUAAAGGGAUGAUGGCCAAACGAUUGUCUAAUCUACUGAUUUUUUCGACUUAAUAAUUUAUAAAUGAAAAGCUCGUGUCAAUAAUUUAAUAAAAACAAUUUCAAUCGCUUUCAUUAUCUUACCAUUCUUUAAUUACCAUAAAUCCCAAUCAACUAAAAGUAUUUUUUCAAAAUAUUU
Diachasmimorpha longicaudata is the source of this 1275-nucleotide messenger RNA. RefSeq lists its product as uncharacterized. The transcript has 5 exons. Bases 283 to 819 code for a protein of 178 amino acids. The record is from RefSeq and is a predicted model, not a curated record. Lineage: Eukaryota; Metazoa; Arthropoda; Insecta; Hymenoptera; Braconidae.